Messenger RNA from Paralichthys olivaceus (Japanese flounder), 759 nucleotides. The record is from RefSeq and is a predicted model, not a curated record. Lineage: Eukaryota; Metazoa; Chordata; Actinopteri; Pleuronectiformes; Paralichthyidae.
UCUACCAGCUCAGCCCGACACGGGGCCCCAUGGGGCUGCGGAGAGCAUAGCUGCUGUAACUGUAGGACAAAGCGGUUUGCCACCGUGUCAGUCCUGCCCCUGCAAACGCUGCACCACCACUGGAGAUCGCCUCAUUUGUUUUUGUUUGUGCUUGUGUAUGGGAGCACCCGUUCUUCCUCGUCCACCUCAUCGUCCUCGUCCUCCUCUCCAGGCAUCUUUGGGAAUGGGCCAGCGCCUUGCCAGGGUGCAUCUCUCCACCCGGUGGCGUGGCUGGCGUCGUGUGAGAGUGAGGAGGGCAGCGACCAGGUCGUAGAGUCCACCCACCCCUCUCUCCGCUUGACUUGCUCCCCCACAAGUGACUUUUGACCUUCAACUCAGCCGUGACUCCGCCGCGACCCCCGGCCCAGCCAUGCCCUUCCGGCUGAAGCCGUGGCGCACGCGACGCUACAACGUCCUGAGCAAGAACUACUUUGUGACGCGGAUUCGUCUGCUGGACAGCAACGUGAUUGAAUGCACUCUGUCGGUGGAGAGCACAGGACAAGAAUGUCUGGAGGCGGUGGCCCAAAGGCUGGAGCUACGGGAGACCCAUUUCUUUGGGCUGUGGUUCCAGGGAAAGACACAGACCCCGGCCCAGCGCUGGGUGGAGCUGGAGAAACCUCUCAAGAAGCAGCUGGACAAGUUCGGCAAUGAGCCGCUGCUCUUCUUCGGUGUCAUGUUCUACGUGCCCAAUGUUUCCCGGCUGGAGCAAGAGGCCACAAG